CACGACACUGUGUAAUUAAACUUUCAUUAAACAUUUAAUCUAGUUUAAAUAAAUACAUAUUUGGUAGUUUCAUUAAGACUGAUGUUUGAGGAUUUCAGCAAAAAAGUGGAAAAUUAUUAAUGUGUAAUGUUUUUAUAGCAGCUUUUAGGACCUUUUAGUUCUGUAAUGACCUGAAAGGGUAGUAAAAUGAGCCAGAAGGGUUAAAAAAAUAACAACACAUCAUGUUUGUCUCUGUGCUGCUCACCUGCGCUUGUGUUUACUCAUUUGUACACCUGUAAGAACCAGACGAUGUAAGAGCUCAAACCUUCUAACCCAGCUUCCUGGUCCACCAGCCAGCAUGACCAGCCUCCAGCUCAGUGCCAAGGAGGAGAUGGUGGAGAAGUUUCUGGACGCUGCAGCCAGAGGAGAUCUGAACCAGGUGUCCACGCUGCUCAUCCACAUUCCCUCACUUAUCAACCAAUCAGGCUACAGCGGCUGGACGGCGCUGAUGCUCGCAGCUCGCAACGGACACCAUCAUGUGGUGGAGAAGCUGCUGUCGCUCGGAUUCUCUCUCAUCUUUUCCUCUUUGUCUUCGAGCUGUGACAAGUUCUCCGUCAACAACUCGUCUCAGACCGCCUACGAUAUCGCCAGGUUCUGGGGUCACAGACAUAUCAGCAACCGGCUGAGCCGAACAGAUGACGCCUGCCAGCGAGUCCUGCUGAGCAGCGACCUCAGCCCGACGGAGAACUACUUCAGCCGGGAGACGCUGGACCGGCUGAGCAGGAAGAGGACGGAUAAGGUCUGGCUGGAGGCCAAGCAGAGCCACCCAGACACAGUCUACCUGUUGUUCUCCAACCUCAGCCCCAUGGUCACCAAAUGUGAGGAGGACGAUGGUGAGCGGGGUGAAACCCGGCUGUGUCGGUUCACAUUCGAUGCCGUUCAGGACCUUCUUCAGAAACCUGCGACUGUGCUCAUCUUCCUUGGAGUGGAGAGGAAGAAUCCCUCCUCUUCCUCCUGGUCACGGUCAGAUGACGGUUCCCUGGAGCCUCCCGCUUGGUUUGCCUUCAACACAGACGCAGACGCUGCUGAACUCCUGAAACGCUGCAGAGAAAAGAACUGCUUCUUCCCCAAGACUCCCAACAGAGACCUGCUGCAGCUCAGCGAGGACGAAGCUGGCGUGGUGGCUCAGGCCCGAUCGGUUCUGGCUUGGCACAGCCGUUACAGUUUCUGUCCCACGUGUGGCAGCAGCACUCGGCUGGAGGAGGGAGGAUACAAGAGGAGCUGCCUGGACUCUGGCUGCAGGAGUCUGCAGGGGGUCCACAACACCUGCUACCCUCGAGUCGACCCGGUGGUCAUCAUGCUGGUGAUCCAUCCUGAUGGAAACCAGUGUUUACUGGGGAGGAAGAAGAUCUUCCCUGCAGGAAUGUUUUCCUGUUUAGCUGGAUUUGUAGAGCCUGGGGAAACGAUGGAGGAGGCGGUGAGGAGGGAGGUGGAGGAGGAGAGCGGCGUGAAGGUCGGUCCGGUCCAGUACGUCUCCUCCCAGCCCUGGCCCAUGCCCUCCAACCUCAUGAUUGGCUGCCUUGCUGUUGCCGUGUCAACCGACAUAAAAGUGGACGAGAAUGAGAUCGAGGAUGCUCGAUGGUUUCCAAGGCAACAGGUUAAGACUAAUUCUAGGAAUCAUAAUGAAAGAAAAAGCUGAUUCCCUUUCUGGAAGGGACCGGUACAGCCACAUUCUUUCAUGAUAUCUACGGACUCAAAAAAAAGUCAUAAAAAUUUUGCAGCUGCAAAUGAAAGUUUGUAAAGUUUUGUCAUCCUGUAAAAGAAGAAAUCUACUGGAGAAAUUCCAGUUCGUGAACGUGUAGAAAAGAAUCUGCGUUGCUGUAAACAAGAUUUCAAGGUAACUUUACCGACACCUGAAGGAAGACGCCAUCUUUUCUACAGAAACAGACACAAAAGGCACAAACACAAAAAGUGAGAACUCAUCUGAGGCUCGGAGAGAAAGAAGUGCAUUAAAGCUAUAAGAAGAAUCAAACACCUAAAAUAUAAGUUAAUAAGUUAACCCAGUGGUUCCCAAACCUUUUCUGCUGGCCUUUCAUCAGUGUCAGGACAUCAUCAGAUUUUCUAAAAUUAGAUCAGAACCAAUUUCUACAUAAAAUGUUUACGUGAACAAAAACACGCUGAUGUUUCUGUUUUUUGUCAGUUCAGUCUGAAUUUCACUUUGAACCUUUCUUUAGGUGAUCGACUCGUUCAGAGGAGCCUACCCUGCCUUCGUCUUCCCUCCCAGACAGACCAUCUCCCACCAGCUGAUCAGACACUGGAUCAGGAUGAACUCCAACCUCUAACCUCCAGA
Molecule: messenger RNA, 2329 nt
Organism: Melanotaenia boesemani (Boeseman's rainbowfish)
Lineage: Eukaryota; Metazoa; Chordata; Actinopteri; Atheriniformes; Melanotaeniidae
Gene: nudt12
Product: nudix (nucleoside diphosphate linked moiety X)-type motif 12
Exons: 7
Coding region: 338-1678 (446 amino acids)
Biological process (GO): NADP+ catabolic process; NAD+ catabolic process
Cellular component (GO): cytosol
Molecular function (GO): protein binding; NADH pyrophosphatase activity; metal ion binding
Source: RefSeq, a predicted model, not a curated record